Caenorhabditis bovis is the source of this 1140-nucleotide messenger RNA. The record is from the annotation of a GenBank genome assembly. Lineage: Eukaryota; Metazoa; Nematoda; Chromadorea; Rhabditida; Rhabditidae.
AUGAGAAGAAUCGUUAUUAUAGGCGGUGGUGGCUACCUCGGUGUUCAUCUUAUUUCUAAGCUGCAGUUAUUAACCGACUACAAAAUAUAUAUAGUCGACUAUGCUCUGAGAGACUUCGAGGAUGUCUCGAUCGAUCGAGAUGCAAUAAUAUUUAAGAAAGGUUCAUUCAUAGACGAGGAAAUGCUUGAUGAGAUUUUAAAUGGGGCCGAUGUAGUAUUUCAUCUGGCGGCUGUUGGAAUGAUGGGGCUCAGUGCGGUUGAUUAUGACAACAUUGUGCGAGUAAACAUAGAAGGAACAAGACUUUUAAUUAAAAAAUGCCAGCAACAUGGAGUCAAACGUUUUGUGUACGCCGGCUCAGUGGCGGUUGAAUUCAUAGGGCAACCGAUUUAUGAUCAUUCCGAAACCACUGAGUAUCCGGAUAAGAACGUGUUUCUCAACUACUAUAGUUGGUCAAAAGCGGAGGCGGAGAAACUGGUUCUGAAAUCAUCAACGGAGUUCUUCAAAACAUGUGCUUUACGCUUUCGUGGAAUUUACGGACCAGCGGAGCCGCAUACUACGCAAAGAGUUGUGAAGUUAAUUGAAUCUGGACUAUUCAUGAUGAAAGUUUCGAUACAUGGCAAUCGCGAAGCCAUCACCCAUCACAGCAGCAUCAGGAACUGUGUGAAUGCCUUUUUGUUGGCAGAUGAGAUGCUGCAAAAAGAUGGCAAACCUCACGGAAAGGCAUAUCAUAUACUGGACGAAGGAGUUUGUGGGGCGUUUGAAUUUUGGAAUCCAAUCGUUGACUAUUUGCAUAGAAGACGCCCAAAGCUCUACUUUCCAUUUUCGAUUCUGAUAAUUUUCGCGAUAUUCUACGAACGAAUCUGCUUCUAUGUCUUUCAAAUGGAACCGAUUUUGACUGUAUCUGAACUCAAACUUCUUGCAAUUGACAAUACGUACAGCAUGGAUUUAGCUAAGCAAGAUCUUGGAUUCCUCCCAGAAGGAUCGAUGCUAAAUGAAGUUGUAAAACAUCUUGAAGAGCGUGAUAAGAAAUUGGGUCGCGAGCCGAGCCCGCCACAACCUACAUGUCUGACUCGCAUUAUUGUGAUUGUUUUCAUCCUCAUUCUCACAACUUUUUACAAAUGUUUUUAUUGCUUCAUUUGA